This is a messenger RNA of Panicum hallii, 1903 nucleotides long. RefSeq names its product protein TIC 40, chloroplastic. The transcript is spliced from 14 exons. Gene Ontology annotation, cellular component: chloroplast thylakoid membrane; chloroplast inner membrane. The record is from RefSeq and is a predicted model, not a curated record. Lineage: Eukaryota; Viridiplantae; Streptophyta; Magnoliopsida; Poales; Poaceae. Bases 168 to 1481 code for a protein of 437 amino acids. Gene Ontology annotation, biological process: chloroplast organization; protein import into chloroplast stroma.
CCGCCCGUCUGCCUCCUCGCCCCCGCGAGUCGAUACCGCGCGAGUAAAACGGAAGCCUCGCCGCCACGCGGACGAUAAACCCUAGCGCGAGCGAGCGAGCAAGCGAGCGGGCGCGGAGACAGUGACGCAGAGAGACCCCAGCGCCUCACGCAGCGCUGCCCGGCGGCAUGGAGAGCCUCGUCCUCGCCUCCUCCUGCUCCGCGUCCCCACGCCUCCCCGUCCUCUCCGCCUCCGCCGCGCGCCUCCGCGGGCUCCCCGGCGCCGCGCCGCCGCCGCCGGCGUCCUCCACCGGCGGCGCCGCGCGGAGAGCGGCGAGGAGGCCCAGGCUCCUCGUCGCCGUGGCGGCGGCGGCGGCUCCUCGCGGAUCCAGGAACGUUUUCGAGGGAUUGAGAGCAAAAGGCUUUGCAAGCGUGUCGUCUUCGACCGGCAAUGAGAAUGUGUCUACUGGAACCGGUACCCUGCCUCCCAUGCCCCCACCGUCAUCCUACAUUGGUUCGCCUGUGUUCUGGAUUGGAGUUGGCGUAGCAUUGUCUGUGGCAUUUACCACGGUGUCUUCCAUGGUAAAGAGAUAUGCCAUGCAACAAGCAUUUAAGUCGAUGAUGUCCCAGUCACCAUCAAACUCAUUUGGCUCCAACUCGUCUUUCCCAUUUGCCAUGCCGCCACAGGCAGCUCCCACUGCACCAAGCAGUUAUCCAUACUCACAACCAAAGAGAGAUACCUCCCCACAGGUUGCAACUGUUGAUGUCUUGGCUACUGAAGUUGAAGCCUCUGGAGCAUCAAAAGAGGCGGAUGUUGCUGAAACGCCGAAACCUUCGAAGAAAUUUGCAUUUGUUGAUGUUUCUCCUGAAGAGUUGCAGCAAAAGAACCUUCAAUCUUCACUUGAGACAGUAGAUGUAAAACGUGAUAGUACAGACAGUGAAAGUAAGGAGGAUACUGAGCAAAAAGUUCCCACAAAUGGAGCGGCUUUUAAGCCAAAUGAAGAUGCUGCACGUGGGCCAACUGAAUCUAGUAACUCAGGACCUAUGCUAUCCGUUGAGACAAUUGAGAAAAUGAUGGAAGAUCCUCAAGUGCAGAAGAUGGUGUAUCCCUACUUGCCCGAAGAGAUGAGGAACCCAGAUUCGUUCAAGUGGAUGCUGCAGAAUCCAAUGUACCGCCAACAACUACAAGAUAUGCUAAAUAACAUGGGGGGUCAAUCUCCUGAUCAAUGGGAUAACCGGAUGCUUGAUCACCUGAAGAACUUUGACCUUAGCAGUCCAGAAGUGCGGCAGCAGUUUGCGCAAGUUGGCAUGACUCCGGAGGAAGUAGUAUCGAAAAUAAUGGCAAACCCAGAAGUCGCUGUUGCAUUCCAAAAUCCAAAAAUUCAGACAGCCAUCAUGGACUGCUCGCAGAACCCUCUUAACAUUGUAAAAUACCAAAAUGACAAAGAGGUCAUGGAUGUUUUCAUGAAGAUAUCACAAAUCUUCCCUCAAAUUAACGGCUAGCGGAUGAAGCUUUGUCGUGGGAUUGCAGUUUUGAUUCGUACCGGCCCAACCAUCUCCUGCCCAAACUGCUGCGGUGGCAUAUCUGUGAAGAGAAAGGAACAUCUGUUCGGUGACGAUGCUCCAGAUAUACCUUCCCUGUGCCAAGCUUCUCGAGUUGCCUAUGUACAUCGUGUCCUUCAUCUAGCGCCUUUUGGUGUAGCUAUGAGCCUAUGACCCCCCCUACUUCAUAAAGUCAGGCUAGCCAACGUAGCAGGGUCAAAAAAUAUUUCUAUCCGCAUCGUUUCGUGCUCUGACGUUGCAUGGUUUGCCGUAGGAUGUGAAGGACGCAGGGACAGUUCGUAUCACCUCAAUUUUGGUACAUUGUUAUUGUUACGUGUAAAAUAUAUUGGAGACUAUGGCAAUGCAAGUGACUUAUCUUGACA